AUGCGCGCUUCCGUUGUGUACCUCUCUACUCUGGCUACUGCCGUUCUUGGCAGCAACUCCACUACCUACACCCUCCCCGCAGGGUUCAACAUUGGCCUGGUCAAGCCGGAUGAGCUGAACUCGUGGUGUCUGGGCCAGCGCAAUGUCUGCCCCCAGAUCUGUGAGGGCGGUACCAAGCAAAACACCUGCGAUCCGAAAUCUCUGCAGUUCAGCUGCAUCUGCUCUGACGGCACCACUCCCGAUGUGGCUCCGUACGUCCAGACUGUGCCCUUCUACGUCUGCGAGGCCAACUUUGGCCAGUGCAUCAACGCCCACCCCGAUGAUGCGGACGGCCAGAAGGCUUGCAAGGAGGCUGCUCAAUGUGGCAGCAAGAAUGCUAGCAGCUUGAGCACCACUACUUCCUCGUCUUCGCCUUCCACUACCAUGUCGUUGACCACUUCCACCGAUAGCUCCUCCAGCGAGACUUCAUCCUCGGUGGCCGCUGCCAGCACCACUACCAACGCUGCCAUCGCCAUGGGUGAGAGCUACUCUACCGGUAUUAUGGCCGGUGCCAUGUUCCUGGCCGCUCGCAUGUUCCUGUGA
Penicillium argentinense is the source of this 582-nucleotide messenger RNA. RefSeq lists its product as uncharacterized. The coding region runs from base 1 to 582 and encodes 193 amino acids. The transcript is spliced from 3 exons. Lineage: Eukaryota; Fungi; Ascomycota; Eurotiomycetes; Eurotiales; Aspergillaceae. The record is from RefSeq and is a predicted model, not a curated record.